Molecule: messenger RNA, 1608 nt
Organism: Aspergillus puulaauensis
Lineage: Eukaryota; Fungi; Ascomycota; Eurotiomycetes; Eurotiales; Aspergillaceae
Product: putative MFS sugar transporter protein
Exons: 2
Coding region: 1-1608 (535 amino acids)
Biological process (GO): transmembrane transport; carbohydrate transport
Cellular component (GO): membrane
Molecular function (GO): carbohydrate:proton symporter activity
Source: RefSeq, a predicted model, not a curated record
AUGUCGGAGAAGAAAGAAGAAACACCAGUAGAGACUGCGAAGGAGGUUCUUCCCGCCAAAAGUGCCAGUCACGUCGAGGAGGCUGUUCUCGCAAGUCUGACGGAGGAGGAUGUCUGGAGGCUCUCGCAGGAAUCGCUGACCAUGUGGUCGUGGACAGGAGUGCGCCUGUGUCUCAUUCUGUUUGUCCAAGGAUGUAACCAGGCAGGGUUUGGUGUCGAUUGGGCUGUUAUCGGUGGCAUCAACGCCUACGACUCCUGGCAUGACUAUUUCGGCUUCGGGACUUCAGGCGGCACGUACGGUCUGCUCAAUGCUUUGAUGAAUAUCGGGAACGUCUGCGGCGCACCAUUCUUAGCCCUAUCUGAUAUCAUCGGUCGCCGGAGUGUCAACUUUAUUGGGAACCUCCUCGUCAUCGUCGCCUCCAUCAUGCAAGCCACCUCACCAAACCUCAAGGUGUUCAUGGCCGGCCGGUUCUUCAUGGGUUUCGGCUCCGCCAUGCUCUCAAGCUCUCAAUACAUGGGCGAGAUCUCACCCGUGCAUCUUCGUGGUCUUCUAGUCGGUAUCUUCGGCGCUUUUUUCCAAAUCGGUAGUCUGAGCAUGACAGCCGCCAUGAUUGGAAUCACCAAGAUAGAGGGAAACCUGCAAUGGCGUCUCCCGCUCUACCUCAACAUGAUAUUCCCCGUCAUCGUCUGCCUCCUAAUGUACGUCGUGUGCCCUGAAUCGCCUCGCUACUACGUCCAGCGUGGGAAACGCGAUGCAGCCAAGCGCGUCGUCGCGAAGUACCACACUACCAGUGGAGAUAUUAACCAGCCUAUCGUCGACAUUAUCGUCUCCCAAAUGGAGGCCUCCAUCGAGAACGACCGCGCCGGCCAUCAGAAGUUCUGGGACUACUCGGUUUUUCUCAAACGCACCGUUCGAUACCGUCUCCUAGUCCUCGUUCUAUAUUCCAUCUUCCAGCAGUGGAAUGGUGGCGGCAUCAUCACUUACUACAUGGUCCCAGCCCUCGAAACAAUCGGAGUCGACGGUGACAUGCAGCAGCUUGGGAUUCAGCUGGGCACAACAGCAGUAUACUUGGUUUUCACGGGUGUUGGCGCCGUCAUCAUAGAUCGGUUCCGUCGCCGCACCAUGAUCUUCACCGGCCUGGCUACAAUGAUUCUUUUCCAGACAACGACGACAAUCACUUCCUGGCAAUAUGACAUCAAUGGAACUAGAGCAGCCGCGGGACUCACUAUAUUGUGGAUAUAUCUCUAUCAAACCUUUUCCGCUACCUUUGUUGCGACGAUGCAUAACCUCUACCCUAUUGAAGUCCUAUCUCUGCCGCUUCGAGCGAAGGGAAUGGGAAUGUUCUCCGCAAUACAAGGGCUUGCGGGGGCCGUCCAGUCAUACGGGAUAAGCGUAGGAAUUGAUAAGUUGGGCUACAAGGUGUGGGUUGUGUAUAUCGCAUAUAACACGAUCCAGCUGGUCCUCUCCUACUUCAUCUUCCCCGAGACGUCGGGGUUAUCGUUGGAGGAAAUUGAUGUCAUCUUUGAAACCCCUGGAAUAAGGCCUGUGAAAAUGGCAAACGACAUCUAUAAUGCAAAGAAGAUUAGUCGUGCUGGAGCUAUCCCCUGA